AAAAUUUGACCGUUGGAGAACAUUACUCUUUGCAAAAGAAGGAAAAAAAGAAAAAGAGAUAAAGCUCUCUUUGAUCUUCUCCUUCGGUUGUUCCUUGUCUCAAUCUCCGACCAAACCAACACUUCCAGUGAUUUUGAAUAGAACCCAGAAAUGGCAUCGCCACAGAGUACCAAAACCGGCUUGAAUCUACCCGCAGGGAUGAACCAGACUUCGUUGCGUCUCGAGACGUUUUCGAGCUCAUUUCGUGGGAUUUCGAGUUUAUCCUCGCCGUCUAAAUCGACUUGCAGCGACAGAUUCAUACCGUGCAGAUCUUCUUCGAGACUCCACGCUUUCGAUCUGCAGGAUAAGGAACCGACUACGCCGGUUAAAGAGGGAGGGAACGAAGCCUACUCCAGACUUUUGAAAUCUGAGCUUUUUGGAUCUGAUUUUGCUUCUCCUUGUUUGUCUCCUGCAGGUGGUCAAGGAUCUGCUUCUUCUCCGAUGAGUCCAUGUACUAACAUGUUGAGAUUCAAGACGGAUCGUUCCAAUUCAAGCCCUAGUUCGCCGUUUUCUCCUUCCAUUCUUGGAAAUGAUAAUGGUCUCUCCAGUGACUCGUCUCCGCCUCCGAAACCGCCUCGCAAGGUUCCUAAAACACCUCAUAAGGUCUUGGAUGCUCCUUCCUUACAAGAUGACUUCUACUUGAAUGUUGUGGACUGGAGCUCACAGAAUGUUCUUGCUGUUGGGCUUGGUACUUGUGUCUAUCUUUGGACUGCUUCUAAUAGCAAAGUAACGAAGUUAUGCGACCUGGGGCCUAAUGACAGUGUGUGUUCGGUUCAGUGGACACGGGAAGGUUCAUAUAUAUCUAUUGGUACAAGUCAUGGUCAGGUUCAGGUUUGGGACGGAACACAGUGCAAGAGAGUCCGAACCAUGGGAGGUCAUCAGACGAGAACUGGUGUCUUGGCAUGGAACUCAAGGAUCUUAUCAUCAGGGAGCAGAGACAGAAACAUCCUUCAACAUGAUAUCCGAGUCCAGAGCGAUUAUGUCAGCAAACUCGUGGGGCACAAAUCUGAAGUCUGCGGUCUGAAAUGGUCUCACGAUGAUAGAGAGCUUGCGUCUGGAGGCAAUGAUAAUCAGUUACUGGUAUGGAACAAUCAUUCACAGCAACCAAUUCUGAAGCUGACUGAGCAUACAGCAGCAGUUAAGGCAAUUACAUGGUCUCCUCAUCAGAGCAGCCUCCUUGCUUCAGGAGGUGGAACCGCAGACAGAUGCAUUAGAUUCUGGAACACGACAAACGGACAUCAGUUAAACAGCAUCGACACUGGGAGCCAGGUCUGCAAUCUGGCAUGGAGCAAGAAUGUUAACGAGAUAGUAAGCACUCAUGGGUACUCUCAAAACCAAAUCAUGCUCUGGAAGUACCCAUCCAUGUCAAAGGUUGCAACACUAACUGGCCACAGUAUGAGAGUACUCUACUUGGCUACGUCACCUGAUGGCCAGACUAUAGUGACCGGAGCAGGAGAUGAGACCCUGCGGUUUUGGAACGUCUUCCCUUCAGUGAAAAUGCAGACACCAGUGAAGGACACAGGUCUAUGGUCAUUGGGGAGGACACAGAUCCGAUAAUAACAGUGUCAACCUAUAAUUUGUUUUUCACUGUUUAUGAGGAAGACAUGCAGUACUGCACAGAGAGACAGAUAGAGAAGCUGGAAUGUAACACGCAAAACCUGCAUUCUAUUUAUUCAAUUUGUUCUUUUCCUUUGUAAACUACAUAAUCCCAGAAAAUACUGAAUACAUCUUUAAAAAAAAA
Messenger RNA from Arabidopsis arenosa, 1780 nucleotides. Lineage: Eukaryota; Viridiplantae; Streptophyta; Magnoliopsida; Brassicales; Brassicaceae. The record is from the annotation of a GenBank genome assembly.